CUCAUCCUGGGCUCACGUAAGAGGACCCGGGUUGGGAGGCGGCACAGCUAGAGUGGAAGCCGAGAGAGCAGGACGGAACCAUGGACCCCGCCAGGAAAGCAGGCUCCCGGGUAGCGAUCUGGACAACGGGCUGGCUGCUGCUGCUGCCUCCGCUGCUGCUUCUAGAAGGAGCGCAGGCCCUGGAGUGUUACAGCUGCGUGCAGAAAGCCGAUGACGGAUGCUCUCCGCAGAAGACUAAGACGGUGAAGUGCGCGCCAGGCAUGGACGUCUGCACAGAGGCCGUAGGGGCGGUGGAGUCUAUCCACGGGCAAUUCUCGGUGGCAGUGCGGGGCUGCGGUUCGGGACUCCCGGGCAAGAAUGAUCGCGGACUGGACCUUUACGGGAUUCUGGCUUUCGUCCAGCUGCAUCAGUGCUCCCAGGACCGCUGCAACGCGAAGCUCAACCUCACCUCGCGAGCACUCAUCCCCGCAGGCAAUGAGAGUGACUACGAGCCUAAUGGGGUCGAGUGCUACAGCUGCGUGGGGCUGAGCCGCAAGGAGUGCCAGGGUACGGCGCCGCCCGUCGUGAGGUGCUACAACGCCAGCGACCACUUGUACAAGGGCUGUUUCGACGGCAACGUCACCUUGACGGCAGCUAAUGUGACUGUAUCCUUGCCUGUCCGGGGCUGCGUCCAGGAUGAGUCCUGCACCCGGGAUUCAGCGACAGGCCCAGGGUUCACGCUCAGCGGCUCCUGCUGCCAGGGGUCCCGCUGUAACUCGGACCUCCGCAACAAGACCUAUUUCUCCUCUCAAUUCCCGCCCCUUGUCCUGCUGCCCCGUCCUCCGUCCACCACUCUGGCUGCAAACAACUCUGUCAGUACUUCUGCCCCAACCCUGGCCUCCACUUCCACCACCAAACCCACCCCAGCCCCGUCCUCCACUUCCACCACCAAACCCACCCCAGCCCCAGCCAGCCAGACUUCUCCAAAAGAGGUCGAACCUGAGACCUCCCAGGUGGAGGAAUCUACCUCGGCUGGAGGUACUAGUGGCCACCAAGACCGUAGAAAUAUUGGGCAGUACCCCAUAAAAGAUGGGCCCCCUAAUAAAGGCUCUGCAGCUCCUUCAGUGGGGUGGGUGGCUCUUCUGUUGGCUGUGGCUACUGUCACCUUACUAUGAACUUCUCUACCUCUUGCCCUACUUCCUUGGCCAUGGGUACCCUCCCUUCCCAUUACUCCCUCUUCCACAACUGGACUGGGCUGGCCCAGCCCCUGUUCUCCCUAGCUUUUGCUGCACUGGUUUGCGGCUUUGGGACAGAAAGUUACCAUUGUAUAUAUCCUGCCAGGGUGUUCCAGCUUUUUGAGGGCAGCAACUGUAUCCCCCUCAUCUUUGUCUCUCCCUGGUCUUCUCCUGGUGCCUAGGUCAGAGGGAAGUCAGAGCUGUCCCAGGGAAGGUGGGAGAGACAGUGAUAAGCUUCGUAUUCGCUUUCUCACAGUCAACCUGGAAUAGGAGAGAUGGGGUCUGAGGGCUCUGCCUCCUGCCCCUGAAUCUUUGUGGGAAUCAUUUUUUGGCAUCUUCUUUGUCUUCUUUUAUAGACUGUGAGCUCCUCAAGGGCAGGGACCGUGCCUUACGCCUCAGUGUGGUCAAUGUCUGGCACAUAAGGCUUCAAUAAAAGUUUAAUUACUUUG
Orcinus orca (killer whale) is the source of this 1663-nucleotide messenger RNA. RefSeq names its product LY6/PLAUR domain containing 3 (gene LYPD3). NCBI's taxonomy places the organism in Eukaryota, Metazoa, Chordata, Mammalia, Artiodactyla, Delphinidae. The record is from RefSeq and is a predicted model, not a curated record. Gene Ontology annotation, cellular component: plasma membrane. The coding region runs from base 81 to 1154 and encodes 357 amino acids. The transcript is spliced from 5 exons.